AUGGCCGACAAUCAGGGUACUCCCAACCGGGACCAGCUCGUCCAAGACUUCAUCGCAAUGUGUAACUGCAGUCCAGAAAAGGCAACACAAUACCUCGAUGCGAACCAAUGGGACGUGAUGGCUGCGUGUGAAAGCUAUUUCCAAGAUGACGAUGAAGCAAAGAUGCAAGGCGACUCAGGUGAUUCACGGCCCGAGCCCGACUAUACUGGACCACGUACCCUCGACGGACGACCUGCUCCCGCCACAGCUUCUUCCAGUCGAGGAGGAAGGCAGCCCACAUCACAACCUAAGAGGAAGGGUGUAGCGACGUUAGGAUCGCUUGGUGGGGGCGGUCAUCAGCACGAUGACGACGGUGACGAUGAUGACGACUACGACGAAGCUGAAGAUGACGAGGGUCGCGGUAACCUCUUCGCAGGUGGUGAAAAGUCUGGGCUUGCUGUGCAGGAUCCGCACCAAGACGGUGGUCCGAGGAAAAUCAUCAAUAACAUUUUGGCCAAGGCAAAAGCAAAUGCGUCGCGUCCGGAGCAGACUGCAGAUGAAGCUGGUCCUUCUGGUCCAUCUCACUUCCGUGGUGCUGGCGUUACUUUAGGUGGUGAGGGCGUGGAGAGUCGCACGAUUCCAGACCCUCUGGGUGCUCCUCCUCCAUCAAGUUCCGUACCUCAGGAGCGAGUCCUUCAUCUCUGGGAAGAUGGUUUCAGCAUCGACGAUGGAGAGCUCCGAAAGUUCUCUGACCCGGCCAAUGCAGCUGAUUUGAAGAUGAUUGAAUCGGGUCGCGCACCUCUGCAUCUCAUGAACGUUCAGCACGAUCAGCCCGUCGACGUCAAGCUGCACCAGCACGACACGCCUUACAAGCCGCCUCCCAAGAAGUAUAAGCCGUUUUCCGGAUCUGGUCAGCGUCUUGGAAGCCCCGUGCCUGGUGUUGGAGGUCCCGCGGCACCUGCUGCUACUACAAGCGCUGUGCAGGCGUCGUCAGGGCCAACCAUCGACCCGUCACAGCCAACGCUUCAGAUCCGAAUUCAGAUGCCAGACGGGACUCGAGACCCACGGACGUUCAAUACCACCAGCACCGUCGGUGAUGUUUAUGAUUACGUCACAAAUUUACAGCAGACUGGAACUAGAACGUGGGUUCUCGCGACGACUUUCCCCACCAAGGAGCUCACGAAUAAGGAGCUGGUCUUGGGCGAUAUGAACGAAUUCAAGACUGGUCGUGGAACAAUCGUCGUUAAGUGGGCGUAG
This is a messenger RNA of Pochonia chlamydosporia 170, 1236 nucleotides long. Its product is annotated as SEP domain-containing protein. Lineage: Eukaryota; Fungi; Ascomycota; Sordariomycetes; Hypocreales; Clavicipitaceae. Gene Ontology annotation, cellular component: cytosol; nucleus. Bases 1 to 1236 code for a protein of 411 amino acids. Gene Ontology annotation, biological process: membrane fusion; Golgi organization; nuclear membrane reassembly. Gene Ontology annotation, molecular function: ubiquitin binding. The transcript has 3 exons. The record is from RefSeq and is a predicted model, not a curated record.